AUGGACUACGACGCCAUGGACAUAGAGCCCCAAGGGCCCCAAGUCACCGUCCGCGAAGCAGAGCCAUACCGAGUCGACUUCCGCCUCAGCUCCGUCGACCUCGCCUUCGCCAACUCCUUCCGUCGCACCAUCCUCGCCGAAAUCCCCACCGUCGCAAUAGACGUCGUCGAGAUAGAAGUAAACACCUCCGUCCUGCCCGACGAAUUCAUCUCCCAUCGUCUCGGCCUGAUACCCCUCUGCUCGAAAAACUGCGACACGGACAUGCUGUAUUCGCGAGACUGCGACUGCGAAGCCGGCUGUGCGCGCUGCGUCAUCAACCUCUCACUACAUGCAAAAUGCACCACGGAGGAAAUCAUGAAAGUGUAUGCCAGGGAUCUGGUUGUUGUAGGCGACCGCGCGAACGAGUGGGUUGGCAAUCCCGUGGUUACGGAUCCCGAGGGGAAAGGGCCGAUUAUAUGUAAGCUUCGAAGAGGGCAGGAGGUCAAGUUCAAUUGUAUUGUGAAGAAGGGUAUUGCAAAGGAACAUGCCAAGUGGGCGCCGACGGCGGCGGUUGGGUUCGAGUAUGAUCCGCAUAAUAACCUGCGUCAUGUGGAUUACUGGUUCGAAGAGGACCCCGUCAAGGAAUGGCCAUUAUCUGCGAAUGCAGGAUGGGAAACAGCCCAGCCCAAGGACCUCCCGUUCAACUACGAUGCUACCCCCAACACAUUCUACAUCGAUAUAGAAAGUAUAGGAAACCUCGAACCCGACGCAGUGGUGCAGCAGGGUAUCAUCAUGAUGCAACGGAAGCUCGCUGAGAUCAUUUCCGGCUUGACGGGUUCCGAUGGACAGGGCGGCAUGGUUAACGGUGGAGUCGAUCAGGACGGUGCUGGCGCCAGGAGUCCGGAUGCAUAUGAGCCUCCGGAAGGUAUCGAUGGCGGGUUCACUGCCUACGGGGGUGCGAAUGGAGCUGGCCCUGGUGCUGGGCCGAGUGCCGGCGGGAGUGGGAGCGUCUGGGGCGGGGCAGGUGGUGCGACGCCGUACGGUGCGACGCCUUAUGGUCAGGGAUACGGCUUUUAA
This is a messenger RNA of Trichophyton verrucosum HKI 0517, 1056 nucleotides long. RefSeq lists its product as uncharacterized. Gene Ontology annotation, biological process: DNA-templated transcription. The coding region runs from base 1 to 1056 and encodes 351 amino acids. Gene Ontology annotation, cellular component: RNA polymerase II, core complex. The transcript has 3 exons. Gene Ontology annotation, molecular function: DNA-directed RNA polymerase activity; DNA binding; protein dimerization activity. NCBI's taxonomy places the organism in Eukaryota, Fungi, Ascomycota, Eurotiomycetes, Onygenales, Arthrodermataceae. The record is from RefSeq and is a predicted model, not a curated record.